CCGCGCGAGGCAGAGGUCGGAAGCAAAUAACGCCGCUUUCUUCCCUCCUCGGCCAACACUUCCCUAACCAAAACUUCGCCAUUGGAAUUCUUCAGACAAAAACUUUAAUACUACUACAGACUACAGAGUAUUCAGAAUUUCAGUGAAGUGUUCAGAAUUUCUGUGUUCCCCAAAAAUGGUGCCUUUGGCGCCUCAAAAUUUUCAAAAAUUUCUCCGACUCGGUGCUUUCUCUGCUUCUCGGCUUUUCUCAACACUCCCCUUGUUCAAUUAUCAGAAUGGGUUUUCCUGGAGACAAGUGAUAGAUAGUCGGCACUUCUCUUCAGCAGCUGAAGCUCCAGAAUUUGAGUUUGAUGACAUCCCUAAUGAUGCCAAGGCAACAGAGAAAGAUGCUGCUUUACGUGUAGCUCUAUCACAGCUUGCUGGUGAAUUUGGGAAGGAAUCAAUGCUGUCUUUGCAGCGCUUCUUUCGCUCUAGGCGUGCACCAGUGAUUCCUACAGGCUCACUGAGGCUUGACCUAGCCCUUGGGAUUGGUGGGCUACCAAAGGGAAGGAUUGUUGAGAUUUUUGGGCAAGAAGCAUCUGGGAAGACAACGCUUGCACUUCAUGUUAUUAAGGAGGCUCAAAAGCUAGGAGGUUAUUGUGCAUAUCUGGAUGUGGAAAAUGCAAUGAAUCCUUCCCUUGCUGAAUCUAUCGGUGUAAAUAUAGAUAAUCUCCUCAUUUCACAACCAGAUUCUGCAGAGAAUUUGCUCAGUAUGGUUGAUACACUGACAAAAAGCAGGUCUAUAGCUGUGGUUGUUGUUGACAGCGUGGCCGCUCUUAUUCCACAACUUGAAAUUGACAAUGUGGAGGUUGGCUCCACUAAAGACAUACAAUCUCAAAUAAUGACGCAAGCACUAAGAAAAAUUCGUUAUUCAUUGUCCAAUUCUCAUACUCUUAUCAUAUUUGUUAAUCAGGUGCGAGCAAAUCUGAAGUCAGCCCAAGGAAAUCGCCCAGCAGAUCAGGUAACUUGUGGUGGGAAUGCUUUACCAUUUUAUGCUGCUGUGCGUAUGAAACUAUUCAGGAAAGCUUUGCUAAAGACUCAGGAUAAGGCUACUGGUCUUGGGAUCUGUGUGAAAGUAAUUAAGAAUAAACUGGCACCUGCAAUGACAAACGCUGAGCUGACAAUAAAAUUCGGGCAAGGUAUCUGCUGUGAGUCUGAGAUUUUGGAAUUGGCUUGUGAGCAUGGAAUUAUUUUGAACGAAGGUGGCAGCUAUUUUAUAGAAGGUAAAACUUUGAACACCAAAGAGGAAGCUGAAGAUUUUCUUACUGCAAAUUCUAGUGUUUUGGAUCACAUAGUUAAGAAUUUGAGGUGUCAAUUAUUUGAGAGGAAAUCAAAGCCAGAGUAGAUCCUGUCACACUUUUAUUGGCAUCAAGCGUUCAACAGCUCGGGAACCUGGCUAAUCUCCCGAAAUAUUUAACUGUGCACUAAAAAUGUAAUUCGUUGCAGAAACAUGACUAAGCAGCACAUCAAGAAUCAAGCAUCCGCAAGGGCUCAAUUUUUUUUUGGAACACAUUUGACUUUCGUUUCUGCAGAAUGCAAAAUUCUUCUAUCCUUGAUGCAGAGUUGAAAGAGCGAAGGGCAGCUCAAGCGUUUGGUCUGAUUGUGUGAUAUGGUGAUUACCGGAUGAACUAAAUCGAAAGGAUCUUGAUCCGUUAGAAUUUGUUGCAUCAAGAUUGAAGACAAUUUAGCAAGGUGGAAUAUGGUGGUGAAACAGUUAGUUCUCCUGUAUUUUAAUAUUGGCUGGGAUUUUUUAGCGUUUCCUGCAAAGUUCAAUGCUAUCAAUCAGCCAUAAGAUUUUUACAGAGUCAAGGAAAUAGCUUCUAUGUAUUAUACGUUUUGGUUCUCUAUUUUUCCAUUUUUACUAGAAAUUUUAGGUAAUUAUGUGGUACUGAUCUGAUGUUGUUUCUUGACCCCGUACUUACCUUGUACCAUCAACAAGUACAAUAGCAUAGUGAUAAUUUUUCUAUUUUAACUUAA
This is a messenger RNA of Coffea eugenioides, 2016 nucleotides long. Its product is annotated as DNA repair protein recA homolog 2, mitochondrial. Gene Ontology annotation, molecular function: single-stranded DNA binding; ATP-dependent DNA damage sensor activity; ATP hydrolysis activity. Gene Ontology annotation, biological process: DNA repair. The coding region runs from base 176 to 1384 and encodes 402 amino acids. The transcript has 8 exons. NCBI's taxonomy places the organism in Eukaryota, Viridiplantae, Streptophyta, Magnoliopsida, Gentianales, Rubiaceae. The record is from RefSeq and is a predicted model, not a curated record.